Messenger RNA from Oncorhynchus kisutch (coho salmon), 4393 nucleotides. It is a transcript of the gene tacc3, whose product is annotated as transforming, acidic coiled-coil containing protein 3. The record is from RefSeq and is a predicted model, not a curated record. The transcript is spliced from 17 exons. The coding region runs from base 130 to 2928 and encodes 932 amino acids. Gene Ontology annotation, biological process: cerebral cortex development; mitotic spindle organization; nuclear migration. Gene Ontology annotation, cellular component: cytoplasm. Lineage: Eukaryota; Metazoa; Chordata; Actinopteri; Salmoniformes; Salmonidae.
AAUCGAGGCGUUUAAAUUCGAAAUCUACCGACCACUUGCAUUGCAAGACGAUUUCGAAAAGUAAACUGUGGGUUGAGUUAUUUGCGUCAAGAGAAGUUAUUUUAUGCUUAUCCGACUCCUUGAUUGAGGAUGAGUUCUACUGCUGUGAAUGAUGAGAAUCGUGGGAUCUGCCCUGGAAGAAAGCACAGCAAUUCAGAGACAAGUUGUGACAUCUUUUCCUUGGAUCAGCCGACUGGGAGGCCAUCCAUCCUUCGCCAGUCUCAGGCAGAGAACCUGUCCAACAAAACUAUAGGAAAGGGAGGGAAGGUUUGUUUUCAGACUCCAAGAAGGGACCCUCACACUAAGAGAAUAGAAUCACCAACAAAGUCCCUCAAGAUGGCAAGCGUAGAUUACUGUACAAAAGCCCUAGAGUCUCUGCAGCUUACAACACCUGAAGAGGUGUUGCUGCAGGAAAUCAAUGUGCCUGUUGAUGUGCCAAAAUCAGUGGACUUUUCAGAUGUGUCAUCCUAUCCUGAUGAUGACAUGCCAAUUCAGAGUAAAGGAGGUUAUCAGCUGGAUUUUGAUAACCUUGAUGUCAUCAAUCCCUUCCAAGGUUCUGGUAAAAUGGUCCUCUCUCCAGCAAGGCACAGUGAACUGGUUGAAACCUCCAAGGCUGUUAAUCUGAGUGAACCUAAUGUAGUUGAGGCAGUUUCUCAUGAGAAGAUGUUAGAUGAUUUUGACAAGAUUGAAACGGCACUGGAUGAGACCCUCCCGUUCAUGCCAUCACUGGAAAAUUCUCUUGAUGACAUCUCAGCUGAUGUGUGUUCAACAGAUAGCAGUGUGGUCACCAUGACAAAGGAUCCAGCCAUUGAGUUAUCCAAAGCUGAUGAGGACGAGACUGUACAGUCAUCCGUUAACCUUAACCCAGAUCAAGCUGUCGCCAUCUCUAGAGAUAAGGAGACUCCUCUGCCGCCCAAAGGUUCUUACAAAUUCGAUUUUGACGACCUUGAUUCAGUCAAUCCUUUCCAAACAGGAGCCUCACAAAUUCCGAAUUCCCCCGUACUUGGAAGAAAGCUGCCAUGCAAUGAACCCCCAGAGGUGGAAGUUGAAGAGACUGCCCCUGCUGGUAAGGAAAUGGGACCUGCAGCCAUGGUUCGGGUGUCUCAGCCAGUUGUAUUGGCGCCUGUCCAGCCAGAGAUGAGAGCUAUUGCACCAUUGUCACCUGCUCCCAAGGAGACGAGCCAGCCCGCUGAAGACUCCAUGCCUCAGCCGGGUGAAGCCGCUCCCAAUGCCGGGCCAGUGAAACUUGAGUUCAAUUUCGAGGACGGCGGGGAGAUCAAACGUAAGCCUCUUCCCAAGCGGUUUGUCAAAAGGCCUCCGGGUCUUAAGCCUUCAGAGAAAAAGGCUGUACCUGAAGAAAAGAAAGAACCUCUAUCUAAGGAAUCUCCAGUGAUGCCAGCGGUCAGUGAUUCUGAUAUUCCUGGUCCAAAAGGCGUGUACAACUUUGACAAGUUUGAUGACCCAGACUUCAAUCCAUUUGGUACAAAUGCAAGAAUGAGUGACUCUAUGGUGAAAUCCAGUUUAGAGGCCAAGGGAUCAAACUCAGUCAGGGUGGCUGCCUCCCCUGAUAAAGUGACGGAGCCUGUUCAGAAAGACACCGCACCAUGGCCACUUCUUCCUAGUGCUGGAGACAAAAUUUCAAGGACUGAACCUGAUCUUUCUGCCACAAGAGAAGGAAUUGACAACAUUCCAUCUGAAGCUGCUGAUCUUGUGGAAUCAUGUGAAGUUCAGGAUCCUUUGUCUGGCCAAGAGCAGGAACCUCCAACUGAACCUGACCAACCUUCACUGAGCACCCUAGAACCCUUUGAACUCUGCCCAUUUGAGCAGAGCCCACAAAAUGGCAUGUCAGAAUUUAAUGACUUUGUUCCUGGAACCACAUUCAUGGCGAAUGACUUUGAUGGACAGAUGGACUACCUGGAGCAGUUUGGCUCCAGCAAUUUCAAGGAGUCAGCACUGAGGAAACAAUCUCUGUACCUCAAAUUUGACCCCCUCAUGAGAGAAAGCCCCAAGAAGUCUGGAGGCCCCACAGGACUCGACAACCUCCCUCAACCGGAUGCCUUUGCUUCACGUGUGGAUACCCAGAAGACUGGUGCUAAGGAGGAAGUGAAUGAGGUGAAUGGACUGAAAUCUCUCAACCCCAAACUUAUUGCUGUCCCACCACCUGUUCAGGUUGUUGGUCCUAUGACUCCUCUUGUGCAAAAUUCCCCUAUGAAUCUAGCCUCCACUUUCCCCCAACCAGCCAACACUGAGGAUAACAUCAUAGAGGUGCUUAAAUACAGUCAGCAAGAUAUGGAUGCUGCCAUUGCCAAGAUCCAGAAAGAAGUAAAGGAACAGGAAGCUCAAUGGAAGGCAAAGCAUGACAAGCUGUCUUGGGAUAAUCAUGCAAUGGGGAAAAUUAUGUCUGAAUUUGAAGCCACAAUUGCUCAGAUAUUGGCUGAUAAACAAAGGGAGAAGGAGAUGGCCCAGGCUGAGAUCACUAAAGUCUUGCAGGAGAAGGAGCAGGUAUCACAGGACCUGAACACCAUGGAGAGGUCCUUCUCUGAGCUCUUCAAGAGACUGGACAAGUACAAAGAGGCCAUCGAGGGUUACAAAAAGAAUGAAGAGAUGCUGAAGAAAUGUGCUCAAGAUUACCUGGCUAGGAUCAAGAAGGAGGAGCAGCGCUACCAGACCCUGAAAGUCCAUGCAGAACAGAAAAUUGGCCUGGCGAAUGGAGAGAUUGCAGAGGUUCGCUCCAAACUAAAGUCAGAGGUCUCUGCACUUCAGGCCCAGCUGCGCAGAGAGCAGCUAAAGGUCCAGUCACUGGAGAAUAGCCUUGACCAGAAAGUAAAAGAGACUGAAGAACUCACCAAUCUUUGCGAUGAGCUAAUCGCUAAAGUCCAGAAGGGCUGAGUUCAACUGUAUGUUUAUGUCCUUGCCUUUUAUUGCUGUAGUUUAGAUUUUUUACAAAUCUAAAUAUGUCCUCUUCCUGAUGAGCAUGUGUGAAUAUCGCUUUGUAAGUGUUUUGCUGCUCUUGAAAUGUAAUAGUACUUCACUGGCUCAUCUACUGAUUCAUAUUUUGUCAAUGUUGGUCUUGUUCAUGUCUUUAUUACUGUAAUAAUAAAACAUUUUACUAAUCAAGAUCCGUUGUAGCUCCUUGCAAGUUUAUUUGAAUUGCAUUGUAGCCUUCAAUUCCAUUUUGAUCCUCCAGGAGAUGCUGUUUACCAUAAGUAAUAUUUUGUAGUGUAGUCUUUGCAAAGGUAAUUUUGAGUUUGUGGUUGCGUGCAUUCAUUGCAUGUUCUGAUGAGCAUAGCAGUGACAUUUGUACAAGUUAUUCUGAACAGUAGCUAAAAGUACCUCCGUAGAUUCUUCUAGUGAUGUGCUGUUAAAACAUUUCAAUAGCCUCUUGUCUCCAGAACCAAAGCUCAUCCCGUUCCACAAUGCUUACAACAAAACAAGCUACCCUGAUACAAUGCUCCCCUUCUUCCCUGAGCAAUCACAGGGUCCUGUCACAUCACUCCCAGACCAGGACAAUGCACUUCCUAAAUGGUGAAAGGAAAUCCUACCUAGAUUGGAGAUGAAUGAGGUGGUAGUGUGGGGCAGAGGGGAGGAGAAGGGCUAGAUUCACUCUUAAAUGGGAGCGAUGCUAGUCGGUGUACUCUUGCAGGGGCCAUCAUUCUCCUGUGAGAGCACUUUCUAUCUAUUCCAGCACCACUGGCCCUUUGGUGGCUGCCCUCUGAAUCACCCUGUGUAGACUAGGCUCUUCCAGCCAUGUCGGGAAGAAAGCUGACCUGCCUUUUGUAGGGGCCUCCUGAUGGUCCUUACCUAGCAGGGCAGCUAACGAUCACUGAACCCAUCCCUUCAUUCCCAGUGGAAGCCGGGGGGCUGACCGGAUACUUUUACAAACAUCCUUGCAAUUCUCAUUUUCAGAGGUCAUUCAUAGUAUAGAUUUUUAUAAUUGAGGCAUCAACCAAGUUCCUGUAAAGAAUUGAGGCCAUGAACUAAAUAAUCUGUGCCUGUCCUUCUUUCAAAUCAACUUUUUUUUUAAUGGGGGUAUAUCAUACAAGAUUGUCUAAGUACUUGCAUAAACUAUGAUUAUCCUUAUUGGCAUUGUCUUUCAUAUUACAUUGCAACUACAGAACCUUUUUAAAUGUACCUUUUAAAAAAAAAAAUCUAAAAUGUGGUUGAAUUAGACUGCGGACUAUGUAUUCAAUGCAACACGAUAUUUGCAAGGAUUCUACAAAACACAAGGCUAGUGGUGGUAACGUUUGGAUUCUGGCAAUGAUAUUUAGCGAGUCCAGUCAACAUUGGGACAAUAUUCUAUAUGCAGUCUUUGAUAUGGACAUGAUUCACAUACCAAAUAAAUGCUAACAAUGUA